Armigeres subalbatus is the source of this 1864-nucleotide messenger RNA. RefSeq names its product mitochondrial sodium/calcium exchanger protein-like. The record is from RefSeq and is a predicted model, not a curated record. The coding region runs from base 60 to 1811 and encodes 583 amino acids. Gene Ontology annotation, cellular component: membrane. The transcript is spliced from 7 exons. Gene Ontology annotation, biological process: transmembrane transport; intracellular calcium ion homeostasis; monoatomic cation transport. Gene Ontology annotation, molecular function: calcium:sodium antiporter activity. Lineage: Eukaryota; Metazoa; Arthropoda; Insecta; Diptera; Culicidae.
ACUCCAGGCGAUCCCAAUCACCCAAGUAGGCUUCAGAUGGUUUGCUUCUGAGCAAUGUAAUGUCACAUAUGGCAGGGAACUUGUCCCAACGUUUUCCGCGCCACGUGAACUACGUGUUCAAAGAAAUCCCGGGUGAUUGCAGCGCUAUUAAUGAACUGCCAGCUUCGGAGAAGUGCCAGUUCAUCAAGUCAACUGAGUCCUGUCACAGCAAUGUAUACUACUUCGAUUAUGCUUAUUUUCUAUUCUGCACCAUCGGUGAAGAGAAUUCCAGGAUGUUCCACAUGGGAGUGGCGUUGGUGAUAUUCAUAUUGAUAGUUUGCUUUACGAUGUUGGGUACGACGGCCGACCGGUUCUUCUGUCCAGUGCUUGCCGUCAUAGCCAAGACCAUAGGAAUAAGUGAAAGCGUUGCCGGCGUCACGAUCCUGGCUUUCGGGAACGGAUCUCCGGACCUUUUUACGGCAGUCUCCAAUACCAGUGAGGACACGGAAUUAAUGUUCGGAGAGCUUUUAGGGGCGGGUUUGUUCGUGGUGGGCAUUGUGGCCGGAACCAUCCUAAUGAUUAAACCUUUCCCCGUCAACCCAGCGGCCAUUGUAAGGGAUACCGUUUUCUUUAUUUUUGCUGUCUGCUGGAUUACGGUUUGCGCGUAUGAUGGACGAUUCACCUUGUCGGAUGCUAUCGUGGUUGUGGCGGUUUACGUGCUCUAUCUGGUCGUCGUGAUGAUCGAUUUCUUUGUGUUGAAGCAUGAGCUGCAUGAAGUGGAAUCAAAUAUCUCUUUAACGGGUGAAUUGCCUGAGAAUGAUUCUUACUAUCGAAAACUUCGAACGGAAACGGAAAUGAUAAUUCGUGAACCAAUCCAUGGUAUGGAGAUGGAUAUAGCAAAGACCCGGAUAAGCAUAUUUAUGGAUGUACAUCAACGGCAGCCGCCGCGUAAUCACCACAUUUUUCUGGAUUUUUUUGAACAUAUUAAUCCGAUACACGGUGACGACUGGAACGAAAGUGGCUGGUUCGGUAAAAUUUUAGCGAUACUGAAGGCUCCUUUGGAGUUCGUAUUACUAUUGUUCAUACCCGUAGUAGACUAUAGUGCUCAACGCUACGGUUGGACUAAGCUGCUGAACGUUUUGCACUGUCUGACUUUUCCGUUGAUGACAUUGUUUGUAACUGGAUUUUUGUUUUCAACAUUAUUGAACUUUCCCGUCUGGGGUUGGUGGCUCAUCUGCUCCUGUACGCUGAUGGUUGUACUAUUCAUUACCUCCAGAACGGAUCGACCCCCAUCAUAUCACCUGGUGUAUGCACUGAUAGCCUUCGCCGGGUCGAUCCAGGUGAUCUACGCCGUGGCCCAUGAGGUGGUUAGCUUGCUGAUAACGUUGGGUCUGGUGCUGAAACUCUCGAAAUCAAUGCUCGGGCUAUCAGUGCUAGCCUGGGGCAACAGUAUUGGCGAUCUAUUUUCCAAUAUAACAUUGGCGAAAAGGGGCUACGGAAAGAUGGCAUUUGCCGCUUGCUUUGGCGGACCGUUAUUUAAUCUUUGUUUGGGCCUUGGAAUAACAAUGAUCGUAAAGGCAUUAAAAAAGAAAGACAACGUGGCAUUUUCUCGCGAAGGAGCAAUGGGUGAAAAUUGCGAGUGGUUUCUCGUUCAACUGCUGGCCACCGUUCUGUUCGUACUGCUGUUGACCGGAUUCAAGGGCCGCAAAAGUCUCGGAGUGAUCAUGAUUGUCAUUUACUUGGUGUUUCUACUGUUUUGCGUUCUGGGGGAGCUCGAAGUAAUCCACCCGUUUGGAACGGAUCACCACAAUGAAGGCGAGUUCGUGUGGUGAAAAUCCGCUGCGCAUGUGCGUGCUUAUCAUUUACGGCGCGCGUUUUGUUACUU